Molecule: messenger RNA, 2295 nt
Organism: Doryrhamphus excisus (bluestripe pipefish)
Lineage: Eukaryota; Metazoa; Chordata; Actinopteri; Syngnathiformes; Syngnathidae
Gene: gabrd
Product: gamma-aminobutyric acid type A receptor subunit delta
Biological process (GO): monoatomic ion transmembrane transport
Cellular component (GO): membrane
Molecular function (GO): GABA-A receptor activity; extracellular ligand-gated monoatomic ion channel activity
Source: RefSeq, a predicted model, not a curated record
CCCCCCAACCCCCCCUCACCUCCUCUCUGCCUGGUGCUGGGGAGCAGGAGGAGGCUGUGCGCGCUGCUGCUUGGAUCGGUUCGUUGCGGUUUCGCCUGGGACUUUGGUGCUUUUCCUCCGGUCGGUGCGUCCUAGGACGCAGAGGGAUCGGGAACAUGGGGUCCUCGUCAUCUUCAUCAUCACUAUUGCCGCCAUCUUUCUCAGCAUUAAAAGCACAUUUUACUUUGUUUUGCAGCAUUGGGUCAGGAGGGGAGCUCCCUUGAAUGCAGUUGAAUAACUCGGGCUUUUGGCGUUAAUUUCCACUGCUGCAAAAACUUUCAUUUGCUUUCAUUUUUAAACCUGUGGGAAGAUGGAGCUGCCAAAUUUCUUUCUAACGAGCCUUGCUCUGCUGCUUCUUGGAAGGGAUCUUUUCACCAGGGCCAUGCUGAGUGACAUAGGAGACUAUGUAGGUACAGACAUUGAAAUAUCCUGGCUACCCAAUUUGGAUGAUCUAAUGAAGGGCUAUGCCCGAAACUUUCGUCCUGGGAUAGGAGGUCCUCCCGUGAACGUGGCCAUGGCGAUUGAAGUGGCCAGCAUUGAUCACAUCUCUGAAGCCAACAUGGAGUACACCAUGACCGUGUUUCUACGCCAGAGCUGGCAUGAUGACCGCCUGUCCUACAACCACACCAACAAGACGCUGGGAUUGGAUAGUCGCUUCGUGGACAAGCUUUGGCUGCCUGACACCUUCAUCGUCAAUGCCAAAUCUGCUUGGUUCCACGACGUGACGGUGGAGAACAAAUUGAUUCGUCUGCAGCCCAAUGGAGUUAUUCUGUACAGCAGCAGAAUUACCUCAACAGUGGCAUGUGACAUGGACCUGACCAAGUAUCCCAUGGACGAACAGGAGUGUAUGCUCGACCUGGAAAGCUACGGUUACUCUUCAGAGGACAUUGUUUACCACUGGUCGGAAAGUCAGAGGCACAUCCAUGGACUGGACAAACUGGAGCUCUCACAGUUCACCAUCACAGACUAUCGCUUUGUAACUGAGAUGAUGAAUUUCAAAUCUGCGGGAAGAUUUCCGCGGCUGAGCCUUCGCUUCCAGCUGAGACGUAACCGAGGAGUUUACAUCAUCCAGUCAUACAUGCCUUCCAUAUUACUGGUGGCCAUGUCCUGGGUGUCCUUUUGGAUUAGUCAGUCAGCAGUCCCCGCUCGUGUGUCCUUAGGCAUCACGACCGUCCUCACCAUGACCACCCUGAUGGUGAGUGCCCGCUCGUCUCUGCCUCGUGCAUCAGCUAUCAAGGCGCUGGAUGUCUACUUCUGGAUCUGCUACGUGUUCGUGUUCGCCGCGCUAAUUGAGUAUGCCUUCGCUCAUUACAAUGCCGACUACAGACUGAAAGAGAAGGCCAAGGUGAAGGCUAACAAGCUCGGCUCCGAGGCCAUAGUAAAGAACGGCAAACAGGCCAUGGUUCUGUUUUCCUUGUCCGUCACCGGCAUGAACCAGGGCGUGGUCAUUUCCAAUCGCCACAGCCGAGCCCAGCGUUCCAGCAGUGAGAUCCCAGGGGAGGGCGUCUCUGAAGAGUCCGAGUCCAGGAGGAGGUCCAUGAGAGAGAGUGAGGAAGAGGAGAAGAAAUGCUGUUCCAAGUGCGUCUGCAAGCCCAUCGACGCCGACACAAUCGACAUAUAUGCCAGGGCCGUGUUCCCGUUCACGUUUGCCGUGGUCAAUGUAAUCUACUGGGUGGCAUACACUAUGUAAACAUGUAAAUGCCAUCCAAUAAUCCGAUACAAUUGACGGUCUUAUGCAGCACGGUGGGAAAUAUACAAAAAUGGCAUGAUGAGAGGAAAUGAAACAAAGUAUCCUAGCCUGUCAAAAUGGAAAACGAGAUCCUUAAGGAAAGCUGUGAGCUUCCGAAAGCAGGCAUUAGACCUUCAAAAGGGACUCGGUGAGCCAUAAGUGAGAUAGAGAGCGACGCCACAACUUUAACAGCUUCCUCACCCUGCAGUAGUGACCACACGUCCUUCCAACACAACUAUUCGCAGUCAGGAGUGAGACGCGUGUUGUCAUGUGACGCCACUCAAACAAGUAUGACAAGAUGCUGUCAACCAUGAUGAUGAUGAUGACGAUGUGUUCCUAUUAUUCUGCAUGGCUGAUAACUCUUUCACCUAAUUGCCAUUGUGGCCUUACCGGCCUCAUCCCUGUUCUGGUCCACUACCUGUUUUUUUUUUUUCAAAUCAUUUUUCAUUUUGGACACUGUCGAGAGUGUCUUAUCUCCUUUUUCCACUUUUGCCUGGUCCCUCGCCAUUAAAUGACUUCUUCCACCA